Myxozyma melibiosi is the source of this 2377-nucleotide messenger RNA. RefSeq lists its product as uncharacterized. Gene Ontology annotation, cellular component: chromatin. The transcript is spliced from 2 exons. NCBI's taxonomy places the organism in Eukaryota, Fungi, Ascomycota, Lipomycetes, Lipomycetales, Lipomycetaceae. Bases 68 to 2212 code for a protein of 714 amino acids. Gene Ontology annotation, biological process: regulation of transcription by RNA polymerase II. Gene Ontology annotation, molecular function: DNA-binding transcription factor activity, RNA polymerase II-specific; RNA polymerase II cis-regulatory region sequence-specific DNA binding. The record is from RefSeq and is a predicted model, not a curated record.
AAAAUUCAAGCCAGCAGUCGCCGCCAAUCCAACAAACACCCGUCUACGGCCAGCAGAACGAGUAAAGAUGCCUCCGAAGCAAGCGACAACUGCAGCUCUGGCGCAGACAGACAGACCGCGGUUUGCGUGUCGCCACUGCUCGUCGACGUUUAAACGAAAGGAGCACAUGAUCAGACACGAGCGAUCCCAUACUGCCGAGAGACCCUAUGAGUGCUCGCAUUGCGAAACUGCCUUCACGAGAAAGGACCUGCUGGUUCGACACAAACGUACUUGCGCGGUAGCAAACGCCGCUCAGAACUUGAACGAAGAGGAAAGCGAAGAUAUCCCGAAGCCAUCCGCGAAGCCACGCACAGUGAAAAUCAUUCAUAAAAAGAAAUUUAUCGUCGAAGAUGAGUACGAGGAAGAAGAGGACGAGACAAUGGAGGACGACGCCCUGCAUCUGGCGUCGGAGUACGACCCGUCAAACCUGAGCCAGUACGACCAUCUGAUACCUAACGCCGAUCGCGAUUCUUCAGUUUACGAGACCGGCACAGACACUGAGACUUCGACUGGCGAGGACUGGGAUUCAGUUCCGGACGACGUUUCACCUUCCGACUCGGGAUCGCCGGCUCCGGACUGGGCCGAUUCAGUUAUUGACUCUGCAGUCUUUACCGACGCGUUUCUUCGCGACCUGUCUUAUGUUCUCGUUUCGACUUGUGGUGUUGAUAUUUCAGUCUGUCCAAUCUCCGCGGCAGACAUCAACAGGUUUAUUAUCGCAUAUCGGAAACACGUUGCCAAACAGAUGCCAAUUAUCCACCCCUCACUUUUUGAAUACGACUACCUUCCCCUCAACGAUUUUACUCUACUCGACCAAGUCGAUCCGGCAGUCGCCGCCAACUGCGUUGUUCUUCUCACGACUGCUGCUUUGGGAGCUACGUGCUUGUCGAUGCACGAACCUGCGCGAUUACUCCGGGACCUUAGUCUCAAAUGCGUGACUGUGCUGUUUGAUCUUUCCAGUCCGCGCCAGUCUGAGGAAUUCGCUCUUGGCGUCAUGCAAGUGAGACUUUUAUGUGGAAUCUUUGAUGCCUGGAGUGCAAACAAGCAGUUAGCGGAACGUGCUUUGGACGAGCAGGCCGCGCUCGUACGUGCCUGUGUUACGGGAAUAUCACGAAGAUGCGCGCGCGUCACUGAUUCUUUCAAAGCCUGGAGGAUUCGAGAGUCGUAUCAUCGGCUGUAUUGGGGAUUCUACACCUUUAUGUCCAAUCUGUACCUCUCGUUUGGUGACAUUUGUCCGCUUCCCCGGAUAGGAACCGAGAAGCUCCCGCUGCCAGAGUCAGAUGCGCUAUGGGAGGAGUUGAACGAGAAUUCGUGGCGCGAGUUGCUCUCACAGGUCGAAGAGCCUUCUACGUCAGAUGUCGCGCUAGCUCGGAUCUUGGCGUUCAACGAUGUUGGGGAUCAUGGCAAUACAGGCUCUGCCGACUCGUCUUAUUCGGGUUUUGCGACUUGUGUGAUGCUGAGAAUUCUUCUGCACCAUUUGUCAACGACGAACCAGGUUCUGAGAUUCGGUGGCAUCCACAGCGUUCCAGCUACGAUCGAGCUCGAUUAUCUGCGAACGUUGUCGUUUGAACAGGUUGAUAGAAUCGUCGCUCAUCUCUCGGCCCAGUCGUCGCAUCAGGGCCGAUGGUCCUCACGGCCACAGUUUGAGACUUUGAUUCAGAUGAUUAAGCUGCGCCGGCUGAACUUGCCUGCUACAAGAAGACUGGGUGUUUUGAGCAGUCUAGUGCUUGAUGAGGAUUUGGGCUUGGAUUUGAUGGAAGCGUUGGAAAAUCGAUGCAAGAGAUCGACUAACGUCACAAAGACUCUCUCGAUCUGUCUGUCGUAUAUCCAGCCAUAUCUGUUCAAGAAGAGCCAUAUAGACAGCAUCGAAGAGCUACUGUGUACCUGGGAAUCCGUUUUAUGUCUGAUUAUUUGGAUCCGAACAAUCGAGAUCAACUACAGCUCCGGAAUCAGCGUGCAGCCCGAAGAGGCCGCGAUGAUUGACGACGUGACGCGCAUCGUGACGAGUAAGCGCAACACGUUCUUCCGCGAGACGGCGCCCGAGUCGGGCCAGGAGAAGAUGUAUCUGACGACGCGGCUGGCGUAUACGUGGUGUGGGGUUCUGAGGAAGGAGGAUAUGAUUAAGUGUGGAGAGCAGGUGCGGUCGUUUUUGGCAAAUUUGAUUACCAAGUUGUAGUCUGCUGGCUUUCGUUUUUAACGUUGCGAAUGGUGGUGGGUUGGAAGUAAAAUGAGUGGACGGUUGAUGUUUUGUUGAUUCUGGGAUGGCGCAUGUGUGGCUAGUCGUAUUUAUUCUGUAUAAUAGUCUUGUGGCAGUAAUGUAUAAUGCUCGUACUUCUUUUAA